Platichthys flesus (European flounder) is the source of this 8698-nucleotide messenger RNA. RefSeq lists its product as uncharacterized. The coding region runs from base 1 to 6648 and encodes 2215 amino acids. The transcript is spliced from 26 exons. Gene Ontology annotation, molecular function: guanyl-nucleotide exchange factor activity. Lineage: Eukaryota; Metazoa; Chordata; Actinopteri; Pleuronectiformes; Pleuronectidae. The record is from RefSeq and is a predicted model, not a curated record.
AUGGACGGUCACGAGGUGGCCUUCGUCAGGCCGCUAUCACAUGACCCUCUUCCAGGAGACAACACAACCACCAUUAACCUUGGCUACCAGGACCCUGCCGUGCUCUCACUGUAUGACCUGAGAGACAACUUUGAUUCUCUGGAGGACUCGAUCCAGAACCUGCUGUCGGUGCUGUACCCCCCCUUCGAGGCCACCGCCCCCACACUCCUCAGCCAGCUCUUCCACAUCAUUGAUCGUCGUUAUCGGGGAGACGCCCUGCGCUGCCUGCUGGACUUUCUGGUCCCAGCCAAGCACAUCUUAGACACUGUGCAGCAGGCUGCAUGCGCUCAGUACUCUGAUGCACUCUUCUGCUGUGAGGGCUGGCCUCUGUGUUUGCGUGACCAAGUUGUCAUCCACCUAGCUCCCAUCAACCCCCUCAUACUCCUGCCUGGUGACUUUUACCUACAAGUGGCCCCAUAUUGUGACCAAUCCGCUCGCAUCGUGGUGUGCAGCCUCCUGGAAGAGGAAGGGCUUAGAGUGGAAGUAGUUGAGGAGACCCCGAUCCCUGAAACUUCCUACCCUUGUAUAUUCAGCUGUGAUUGGUUAAAGGAGAUCAACCAGGGCCGCCAUGGAACGCCCCUGAGCCGAUGCCUGCUUGCCACCCAGCAGGGAGUGGUGAGGUUACCAUGGGAACGGGUGGCCACGCCUGAUUUGGUGGACGUACCACAGUGUGCUGGGAGUAGUAUGGCCUCUGUUCCUCCUUCAUAUCCUCCUUUACCACCUCCUCUUCCUCCUCCACUUCCUCAUUCUUCUGAGAAAUCUUCGUCGAAUCGUUCAUUUCUUCUUUCGCCUGCAAAGAAAUCUGCACCAAAAGAGUGUAAAGUUAACCUUCAAAAUUCAAUCCCAGUAUCUUCCUCACAUCCCAACGCCUUCUCUGUGGAGACAAGAAUAUGUCCAGGGAAGCACGGCAUCGCUGUGUCUCUCUGCCGGGUGGAUUCCACUGCUGCCUCCUCAUCUAGAGUUGUCAAAGUGAAAGAAGCUGAAACAGAGCACAAGCCUAUUGGCUGGGUUUCCCCAAAUACAUGGGACAGCCGCUUUACUGGGUCAGGUUCAGACACAGCGGCAAAAACAAGUGCUGCUUCAGGUACAAAUACACACAAAGCUGCAGAUAAGAGUCUGAUUGUUUGUGAAAAUAAAGAUACAAGCAGAGGGGAGCCAGCAGGCCAAGCUGCUGCUGAGGGGGAAUAUAUUGAUAUUUUGCAGGCAACUAUGCUUUUUUCUAAAGCUCAGUCAGUGACACAGGAGCAACAGAAGUUAGAUGUACAAAGGCAACCACGCACACAAGUCGAAGCACAAUUGCCAAGAUAUCCACAAGGACGUGGACAAAUGCAACCACAUGCACAGAUGGAGUCUUUCAGGCAAACACAGAGGCAGCUAAACCCACAGACCUCACAACCUCAGGCAAGUUCACCACCUUGGGUGCAGAUACCUACAAAACCACAAACGCACAGUCAUUCUAGAUCAGACGCUCCAGUAUCACGGACACCGAACAUGGCUGCAGAAACAGGACCUCCAUCUGCUCCCCACCAUUCCCACCCUGACUCCCUGGAUCCCUCUCAGUGUGUCCGCACCCUGCACUUCUCAGAGAAACCCUGUACUCCGUGCAUGAAGAGGAGACAAGGCGGACAGGUCUCCCGAACUCAGGAGCUGAGGUGCCGAUACAGGGACUCCUACCAGGCUGCUAUAGAAAACCCUGUCACCUUUGGACAGGAGAGAGAGAGAGGGAAUAUGUUAGCUGUGGUGGAGGAGGAUGGUGAUUUCUCACAGUGUGACGACAGACAGAUGCCACCAGGGACUGAAACAGAGGAUCCAUGGUGCAAUGUACGAGGAAUGUGGUGUGAUCCUGGGAUCCAAAACCAGCCUCCCUCAUCCGUCGGUGGAGCCAUCUGUAAAGAGUCGGGAGAAAAAAACACGGUUCCAUAUUGGAAACCAGGAGAUUCUACCACUGCCCCCCUUAUGGAGUACAGGUGCACCAAUCCUUUAAAAUAUGUCGGGGUAACAGAGCAGCCGGCCGAAAAGAACACUGUGCCAUUCAGGGAAACUGGGAACACACACACUGCCAAACAGGGGAACGGGAAACCUUUAGCAACUGGAGCGAGGAUCAACAAUCAAAUUUUGUCCGAUUCAAAGGAUCCUCAACAGCCACACGUGACCUCUGCCAAACACCAUGGAUUGCAGUGUGGUCCAGGUGAAAUGUCAGGGACGAGCCUGACCCUCAAGCCUCGUGAAAGAUUAAGAAACAGAACCAGUUCCUCUGGGAUGAGUCCAAACGUCACAAAGCCUCUCACAGCGUCACAAAACAGACGAGGAUCCACGUCAGAUGGAAGGUGUUCGUCCCUCUCCACAGCCGUGGUGGACACCUCAGAGAAGUGUGAACUGGUCAUUGUUGAAGGUCAAAAUGUCAGGAGAAGAGAAAAUAAAAGCUCCUGUGCAGAGGUUCCCCAGCUGCAUGUUGUCAAAUGUAAAAACAGCACAGCCUUUGGGCUGGUGUCACCCAAGAUCAACAGGAGGAAGAUGGUCAUUCCAGAUGGUGCUCAGCCCAGCAGUACAUCAUUAACCAGCAGACACUGUCACCAGAGGGAGAACCCGUCUCAGACAGAUCCACCUCCAGCAGCAGAGACACAGAAGAUCUCCCAGCAUGCCUCUGCUCGUCCCAGACCCAACCACCUCCCCCUGGGAUCCCCAGAUCCCAGAGACCACCCCCUCUAUCUGGGAGUAGCAUCACUCACAGGCGGCAGAGACAGGACAGGCCGGGCGAUAGUUGAGCUCUAUGGAGAGCACCCAGGCUGGAGAUCAGCUGUAACAAGCCAGGAGAUCUUCCACAUGCUGCUCUACUUCCACUUGAUCGUCAGGAGGGAAAUCAGAGAAGCUGGGAUGACUCUUGUAUUUGAUGCGAGGAAGACAAACCCUCAGCCACAGCUCUACAAGGCCUUGAUGACGCUUCAGGAGCAGAGUCCACUGGUACUGAACAGUUUGGUGAUGCUGGUGGACAAGGACAGCCGCCUCCGGCCUGAGAGAUGUCCCGGUGUCCAGACGGACAUGGUGACCUCGAUGAAAGCCUUGCUGAAGCUGGUGGAGGGGAGUCAGCUGAGCUCCCGGCUGGACGGCACACUGUCUCACAGCCACUGUGACUGGAUAGAGCUGCACCAGAAACUUUUCCCAUUUGUUUCUGAUCUUCACGAAGCCUCCUGCCUUCUUCUGAAUGCCAUCAGUAAGGUAGAGGAGCCCCAGAGGACAGACACUGUGCAGACUGUGCAGCAGUGCAUGAUGGAUCAGAGGACUCUGAUGAGGGACGUACUGGAGGACAGCAGAUUGGUCGGCCUGCAGAGGGAGGGUGGGGCCAUCUUGGCGAGACUGAGAAGGGAGAGUGACCUCAAAUACCCUCACUGUGAAGACCUCAGUGAUGCAGUAGACUCUGUGACGAGUCUGUACAACCACAUGGAGGAGCAGGCUCAUGUCCUGGUGCUGAGGUCCAACGUGUCCCUGGAACACCUGGAGUACCUGCUGCAGCUCCGGGAGUUGGAGGGACACUUCACCCAGAUGCAUCAUUGGUUUCAUGUAGAAGGAGAGCGCCACCUGCUGGAGGCUGAGUCUGUGGAGGACUCUGGGGACAGAAUGGAGCAGAUCCUCAACAGCUUCACUGGUUUCCUUAUUGAGGCAAAUGACCGAAGGCACCACGCCAUGUUGCUAGUGUCCGAGGCCGAGCGGCUGCAGCAGAGCGGCCACUACUACCCAGAGACGGAGACAUUCAGGACUUUUGUCUGCUCCUUCAAGUCAGGCCUGGAGGAGUUCCUGUGCAGGGCCGAGGCCUGCGGCAGAGAGCUGCAGAUCAUGGUCAACGUGUGUGAUUUUUGUGAGCAGGCAGCAGCCCUGGCCGGCGAAUGCAUUGAUUACCUGGACCUGAGUCAAACAAACUCUCAACAAAACCAACAAGACGGUACAACCACCAGUGCUUCACUGUCAGGCAACGACAGCGCAAUUCUUCAGACUUUUCAAGAGCGGUUUCUCCAGUUCAGCCCGGAGAGGUUUCAGGAGGUGAAGGCUCAGGCCAGCGCCCUGCAGGGCACCAGGGGGAUGCGGGUGUGGAACGUAGCCUGGCUCAGGUGUCAGGAGGCCAGGCAGCAGCUUCAGGAGAGGAUGCAGAGUGUGGAUGAACUGCACCACCAAAACCCAGAGUCGAGCAGCAGUUAUGAGUGUCACUAUGUAGAUGUGGUGAGCACUAAUAUUCAGACGGCGUCACCCGGUGGACAGAAUCUGGUGGUGCAAUCGACCCCUGGUCCUCGGCACCCGCAGUGGGAGGGGAUCGUGUCCGGGGCGGUGGAUUUAAGCAAGAGAAAGCCGAUCAUGGGCAGCAACAGCACUAACUCAACCAAUGUAGCUGGCUGUGUCAUCGUGGUCAAACCUGAGGAUCCCAGUGAUGCUGGAACCAGCCAGGUGUCAAAGGUCCCUCCCCAGUCACCUCACAGAUCAGGAAGGAGACCAGAGAGAGAGGCUAGGAGGAGACAGACGAGCAGAGCGAGGAGAGAGCGGGAUGCUGCCGCCCUAUCCCAGUCCCACACCGUCGGCUGCCAGUGGUUUCCAUGGGCGCGAGGCCUCAAAACGAGGUCGGUGAGCCAAGACUCGGGAUCCACGGGGGCGGCGACGGCAGGGUCCUCCACUCCUCCGGAGCAGCGAGUCCGACCGCCGUCGUCCUGCUCCCACCACGGUCAGCCGUCCUGUCGGAUUCUCAAGGAGGCUCAGAAGUUCCAGAUCUCCCGCCACGGCAGCUUCUGCUCAGAGGACUCCUGUCUGAGCGAGCGGGGGGCUGCAGGUGGUGAUGGGUCUUCAUGCUCGAAACACUCCAGCCUGCCCAUAGGUGGCAGAUAUGAGGGGGCCUUUUAUUUGGCCAAUCCUCAGGAGAGUGCCAGCAAUGCUCUGAGGCUGAGGCGUGUCCUGGAGGAGCUGGUGGUCACGGAGAGGGAGUACGUACGAUCGCUCAGCUACAUCCUGACCAACUACCUCCCCCUGCUGGACAGACCUGACAUCCCCCAGGACCUCAGGGGCAAGCGAGGCGUCAUCUUCGGGAACCUGGAGAAGCUUUACAACUUCCACAGCCAUUACUUCCUGCCAGAGCUGGAGGCCUGCCAGAGGGAGCCGGCCAUGGUGGCCCGCUGCUUUCUCAGACAUAGCGAGAGCUUUGGCCUGUACGCUCUGUACAGCAAGAACAAACCUCAGUCCGACGCCCUCAUCCUGCACCGACGCCACGACAUCUUCAAGAGGAAGCAGCAGGAGCUGGGAGACAUGAUGGAUCUUUCAUCCUACCUGCUGAGGCCCAUCCAGAGAAUCAGCAAGUACAGCCUCCUGCUGCAGGACAUGUUGUCUCUGGCCGGCUCAUACAGACCAAAAGACAUGCUCCAGGACACACUUCUCGAAUCUUCUGUGUGCGCACAAAGCGUCUGUGGCCAGGGUGUGUCUGUGCCUGAUCUGACGAGCAGCGAGAGGGAGCGGGAGAGGUCUGAGAUCCAGGCUGCUGCCGACCUGGUUCGAUUUCAGAUGCGUCACGGCAACGAUUUGCUCACAAUGGAUGCCAUCCAGGACUGUGACAUGAAUUUGAAAGAGCAGGGCCAGCUGAUUCGUCAGGAUGAGUUCACAGUUUUCUUUAGGAAGAAGAAAUGUGUCCGCCGCAUCUUUCUGUUUGAACAUCUCGUCCUCUUCAGCAAGACCAAGAGGACAGAUAUCGGCAAUGAUGUGUAUGUCUACAAGCAGUCAUUCAAGACGAGCGACAUUGGGAUGACCCAUAACUCUGGUGUGAGCGACCUGUGUUUCGAGAUCUGGUUCCGCAGAAGGAAGAGCGAGGACACCUACACCCUGAAAUCCACCAGCAUGGAGGUGAAGAAAGCCUGGACCACCGAUCUGGAGAGGAUCCUGUGGGAUCAGGCCACUCAUAGCAGAGAGCUUCGUAUACAGGAGAGGGUGUUUAUGGGAAUGGCCAGCAAACAUUUCAUGGACAUUAAACCCAGCGAUGCUGCGAUUUGUGACCGAGCCGUCAGCUGUGGCCUGCCUGGGAGAAUCCCUGUGGCGUGUUGUUCUCACAGGGGCGUAGACUAUCCACGGCCUCACUCCAUUGGCUCUGGCAGCACGGCCUCCACCACCCUCAGCCAAUCAUCUUCCUCCUCUGGCCGGGGCUCGUUGCCCCCUGCUGGAUAUCCCGGGAACCAGUCGCAGGGAUUGGACAACGGUCCGGCCAUCUGCUCCUUCCCUGAGGCAGUGACUGACAAUGAACUCAAACAUCAGCAUCUUCAGCAGCAUCUUCAUCGUAACUGUGAGCAGUGGAAAACUCAUCAUCCUCUAUUGGACAGCACCGAGUCAUCUGGGGAAAACAUCAAUGUCUUGAGCAGUUCGGACCCCAGCUGCCUGUCUGCCAUUGGUGGAGAGGCAGUGGAAAACUCCUCCUCCUCGUUCAUGUCCCAGAAUUCAAAGCUCCGCCUACCGCUCAGUCGGACGCCUAGCCUGAGGAGUAACAGCUCACCGGUGAUCAUCAGAAAGAAUUUGGGUGUCGCACCCAAACCUCAGCAUCUAGCUAAUGCCCAGAGUGAAGAAAUUAUAAUCGUGAAAUCAACAGAAGUUUAACCCCGGAUUCCCCACAGAAGAUUUUGGGACGGCUGGAGCCAUUCAGUCCGGCACAUCUUCUGGUCUCUGAGGGAACUGGAGGGCGCUCAGAGAGCAUGUACCUCCACUCCGCUAUUUUGAAAUCGUCAAGAAAGUGAAGAAAAACAAAUCCAGGAUUUACGGCAAAAUUGGUCCGAUCCUUCCAUCCCGUUUCGUGGAAAUCUAGUCUGUCAUUUUUGCAUAAUCCUACUGACAAACAAUCAAUUAAAUCAAAGGACAGGGAAACACAUUGUGUGGCCAAACAGUCAUGAGACACAGCUUUGUGUGGUCACAUGUUCUGGUUUGCAAGCCAUUACAACACAUUACUUACAAUCUUAACCAGUAUUCACAGUAUAUGUGUCUUUGUCCACAAAAGGUGCCUGGGAUCUUUACUGCAGCAGAAAUAUAUUCCAUCCCCAGCCAUUUUAAUAUUGAACCAAGCUGAAGAUGAACCAAUCGGCUGCUACAGCGUGAGUGGAUUAAACAUGAAGAACAUAGUUUAUUGACAUACUCAGCCAAGGAACCUGUUUGUGUGUUCAAGCUAACCAUGUGUUUUAGGUGGUUAGCUGUCAUCUGUUAAAUUUCAAUAUUUACUGACUAUACUGUUGUUUUAGAGUGAAACAUGUUCUGCAUACACAUACAUGAGUAUCAGGUAUAUGUGUCAUGCUACAAUAACACAGAAUGAAAGAGUUUGUGGUCAAGGGAUACAUUAGGUAAUGCAUGUUUUUUUAAUCUUUUGUACUGUAUAGUCUGUACAGUUAGCAAUGGCAACUGUAUUUGAGAGAAGGAGUCUUCAGGUCUGAGACAAAUAUGAAGUGUCUCUUUGUGCUGCUGUGCUACUUUUCAUUAGAUUAACCUGCAGGCGAAGUGUUGCUAAAGAAGCAUUUGUAUCAGCUGGACUAUAAAUGUUUUGAUUACGAGAUCAGAAGGGAAAUUGAGGUUCAGUUCACGGCAGGAGCUGUGGAGUGGUCACAUGCCCAGGACUGGCUGCAGACCCAGACUUCAGGAAAGGAGAAACACGUGUACAGUGGUGUAAUAAUAAAUUGAAAUGAAUUAAAAUAUUAUUAUUUCUACUUUUGAGCCAUUUUUUUCUAACAGUAGUUCUAGAUCAAGAUGGACAGACCACUGGCUCAUGUGUUUUCACAUCUGGAUAUUAACCAUUACAGUAAUUCAUUCUCUUCCUCAAUGAAGCAACACAACAACUUCGUAUUAACAGACAAAAUACGUCCGUUCGAUUACAGGCAAGCACCACUUCCUGUUAUUAAGGGUCCACUAAUUGUUCCAUACUCAUCAAUGUUCCAGCUUCACCCAAAUGAAAAUGACCAUUACAGAAAAGGUGUUUCUCUGAUUAUUUAAAUACAUUUUGUUGUAUUUUGUUUGUUGUCUUUAUUUUUUAACAAGUUAUUGAUGGAAGGCAUAACUUUUAGGGGUUUAUUCAUGCUAAAUGUACAAUAUGCAAAUGAUGACUCGAUCUUUGAUGGUCACAAUGUCGACUUUUAUUUAUUUUUCCUAAUAACCACUGACUUUUAAUGACCUGGAAGAUCCAUGUGUUUUCUGUGCUCUGUAACUCUCUUAAUUUAUGACUUCUUCUGUUUGUGUAAAUGCAGUGACGGUGCAGUUGUUUUUUCUUUCUUUCUUUCUUUCUUUUGUUGGAUUGUUUUAGUGGAAUUUGGAGAAGGUUGUUUGGUUUCUUCCUCUGAACUUUGCACUACCUGUUGGAGGUUAUGUGACAGACUGCAUGAGGAUGUGGCACCAAUGUGAUGAUGCUUCACUUCCUUAUUCCACGGAGUAAUUCUUCAGACAGACGGACAGCUGCAGACACUUGUUUCAAAACUUUUAUUUGCCACUGUGCAGCUUUUUACUUUGGCACAAACACCACUACCAAAAAUAGCAAAUCUGUUUUUUGUAUUCUUUCUUUUCUUUUGAUCUGCAAAGGGAUUGAUAGGAACUGGAUAUAGUCGUGUUGCAGUUGUAUCACCUUUUUCACAACCUCCUCCAGUAAUAAAAAAAAAAAAUGAAAGUGAAAAACUUA